AUGCUCCCCUCCCUGCUAUGGUUCCUCUCCUUCCUUCCCUGCUGUGGUUCCUCUGCUCCUCUCCCUACUGUGGUUCUUCUCCUCCCCUCCCUGCUGUGGUUCCCCUGCUCCCCUCCCUGCUGUGACUCCUCUCCUCCCUACCCUGCUGUGGUUCACCUGCUCCCUUCCCUGCUGUGGUUCCUCUCCUCCCUUCCCUGCUGUGGUUCCCCUGCUCCUCUCCCUGCUGUGGUUCCUCUCCUCCCCUCCCUGCUGUGGUUCCUCUCCUCCCCUCCAUGCUGUGGUUCCUUCUCCUCCCUUCCCUGCUGUGGUUCCCACGCUCCCCUCCCUGCUAUGGUUCCUCUCCUCCCUUCCCUGCUGUGUUUCCCCUGCUCCUCUCCCUGCUGUGGUUCCUCUCCUCCCCUCCCUUCUGUGGUUCCUCUCCUCCCCUCCAUGCUGUGGUUCCUCUCCUCCCUUCCCUGCUGUGGUUCCCACGCUCCCCUCCCUGCUAUGGUUCCUCUCCUCCCUUCCCUGCUGUGGUGA
Messenger RNA from Closterium sp. NIES-65, 519 nucleotides. NCBI's taxonomy places the organism in Eukaryota, Viridiplantae, Streptophyta, Zygnematophyceae, Desmidiales, Closteriaceae. The record is from the annotation of a GenBank genome assembly.